GUCUAAUCUAGGUUGAACAGCAACCAGCUACAACACAGUUUAAAUGUUAAAGAAGAAAUUAGUUAAUUUCAAAUAGGAUGGCUGAGUUCUGAAACAGCAGUUUCACAGAGUGUAGGGAAAAAUUGGGUUGCAUUUAGGUUGUAUCAUCGUCACCACUUAAGGGAAGAGGAAGUUAAGCUGCAAAUUUGACGUGCUUUCAUUUGGUGUUUUGCUGAUCUUCAACCACGGCAGCCUGAUGCAAAUGCUAAUAAUUCUGCAUAAUGAUCAUAAUUUCAAUGAAACUUAUUUUAACAGUGGGUUUUGGCUGCUUAGAGAGUGUUUAAUAUGCUUCAGACUCAAUCUGUUUUUAUAAAGUGUUUUCCUGAAAAUAAAAAUAUGUUUAUCAGCCAGCAUGCAGAAAAUAUUAAUUUCUUGCACACAAACAAUGAUGGAGGACUUUAACGCAUCAGAUUGAAAGUUUACUUUAGCCUGAAAAAAUUGCUGUAAUUCAAGGGAGAACUAUAGAUCCCAAUAAUUUAAGAGUCAUCCAAACACCAACAAACAUAAAUCUAUCAGUUGGAGACUACACUGAAAUCACCUGUAUUUGGGAAAAAGCUGUUCAGAGGUGUAGAGCAUACUGGAAUUUUGUUAAUAAAAUGAACAUCACUAAAAGUAUAUCAUCAAAACUUCUCUAUUUGUCCAACAUCACCCAUGAAAAUAAGGAUGUGCUAGUCAUCAAAUCUGCCAAUGUAAAUGACACUGGAUUUUACUACUGUGAGAUAAUUAUUGAAAUACCUUUCCUUAAGAAACUACGUGGAAAUGGGACAACAGUGGUUGUCGAAGAGAAAGAGGCUCACUCACUGGAAAGGAGAUAUUUGGAAGCAUGGGCCAUCCUUCCUUUUUUAGUGGCAGUGGGAAGCUUGUAUCUUUGCUACAAAAAGAAGCAGCACUCCACACCGUCUGGUGCUGCACUGCCUCCUGUGCUGACAGCAAGGCAAGAGCAGGAGCAGAGACUUGAGGUGGAAGAGCCUCCUGGGAGAAAUGAAUCCACCAGGGAAGCAGCUGAGGAAAACUCAUCAUCCAAUUCUGCUGAAUGGGCUGUGUCUAUGCUUUAUGAAUCACUUGAAAUUAUUUGCAAUGAAUCAGGAGGAAAAGAUGACAAAUCCACUGCGACUACUGUAUCUAAUGGAGAAGAUGAGCAAAUCCCACAAACUAGGGCAGCUGAAAAGCCUAGAAUGAGACAAGAAUCUUCUACCUACCUUGACAUUGAGAACUAAACAAAAUAUGGCUAAAUAACUAUGAAACUGAAAAAUAUGAUAAUUUGCUGCUGCAAGAUGGAUUACAUGUUUCCUGUCAAAUGCUUGUCAGUGGGACAAUAUAUAAGAAAAACAGUUGGCUCUAAGCAGGUUUUGUGUGUUUUGUCACUAACAAAACAUUCUAAGGAGUCUCUGAAUUUGGAGGAUAUGUCUUUUAGGAGACUGUCUUCAGCUCUUCCUCUGGUGUCCAGAAAUACCCUGUUUACCAUACUUUGAAAAAAAGCUUCUGGACUGAAAAACAUUCUCCAACAUGAGCAUUUCUUCAGGAAGCCCAGGAAUGAAUAGGAGAUGGUAGAGACAAAAAUGCAUGGAGUCUGAGCCCUGAAACUGUCAUCAGUUCUGACCACAUCAUAGACAGAGGGGAAUGCCAGAAAGGAUUAUAUUCCUGUGGAAAGGGACUGUUAGUGUUAAUUCAUUCACAAACUAUGAAAAGUCUUCCAGAGAACGAAGUCUCCUACAUACAAUGAAAUAUUAUAAUUAAAUGAAGAUAUAUAUAUAUAUAUAUAUAUAUAUAUAUAUAUAUAUAUAUAUAUAUAUAAAAUGUGUAAUUAUUGUCUAACUGGUUGAGGAUGGCUGCUUGCAGGAGAUGGGGUGGUAAUGCUUGUUCUACUUUUGCCAGCUUUAAAACUUUUUCAAAAAAUCAUUGAAGAAAAACCAAAGUUGAAAACUUUGGUUUGCUACACAAGAAAACCAUAAUCUGUAAAAUGGUGACCUUCAGCCCAAGUCCCUGUUCAGGCAAGCUCUCAGUUAUGCACCAGGGCUGUAAGUGGGUGCAGUAAAUUUUGGUCUUUCUAUGUACUGCUGCUUACUUCUGAGUUUAAUCACAAUGAGAUGUACAGUUUUCAGGAAAAAUGUUAAACAAAAGCACAGCUUAAUAGUCUCCAAAUCCUAUUUUCAUUAAAUUUUGAUUAAAUGUGCCUCCUAACAGCAAAGAAUGCUGCCUUCUUAACAGCUACUAGUGUUUUGUAUGUUAACAUGGUCAUUUCCAACAUCUGUAGAAGACUGCACCCAAUUUAUCAUGACCUAUUUUUAUCUGUGGCUGGCAGUGGUGGCUAUGAGCCAGCAGAGUAUUUUUAGAUCUCCAGCUUUUGACACCUCUGCCUCAAAGAUAUUAACUUCUCUGCUUCUGUGCCACUUGGGAAGCAAUAAAUCCUUCUGUGUUUUAGUUCUUCUUGGCUGUUUUGUUAGCUUUGAAACAAAAACAGCGCUCUGUAAUUAACCUCAGGUCACGUUCUAGCAUGCAGUACGAUCUCAGUUUUAACUGCCUGUUUAGCUGAUGAGUAUAUAAUGAAUAAACCUGUUUAAUAAUAGAACUUGAAAACAGUCCUGGGCCCUUGCUUUUAGCCAUUUUAUUGGUUAUUCUCUUUUGAACAAGCUGCUGAAAAAUGAUGGUUCCAUUCCAUUUAAUUUGAUGCCCAAAGUCCUGUGUUGAGCACAGGCUGAAACACGCUGAUUUAGGAGCAAGUCUGGCACAAUGAAUUCAAAAGCCUUGUGUGUGCUCUAUGCUUUUAAUAUCUCACCAAUGUACUUGGCUUAGUCAUAGUCCUACAAAUGAGGCUCCCUCUCUGCUUCUGUCACGCUCAUGACCCUGGUUUGCAGAGCUAGUACAGCCUACCUGAGCCUGAACUCUCUCUCUUCCCAAUCCAUUGCAAAACCGUGCAAGGAGUCACAUCUUAUUUAUUCUGCCUAGCACUUGGGUAGCUGCUCUCAGUGACUGAGUAUGAUCCAGCUUGCACAUUUUCUUCCAAGCCCUGGACUGGGGUUCCUUCCUCUCGCUGGAAGAAGAUUAUGGAGCAGGCAUUCCCGGCUCCAUUACAGCAAGGACCCUCAGUGGCAGGCAGGAUGGUGAGGUGUCCCAAUGAAUGUAUUUGCAGAACAGCCCUGUUUGUGUGUGGUGCUGUGGCUGAUGCUCCUGUGCCUGAUAACGGGGCUGUCAGAACAGCAACGAUGUUGUGGAUUAACCCUGUCUGGCAACUGAGCUCUGCACAGCCACUCAUACUCCUGCCUCCCCUGGGUGGUUACAGCCAGGGCAGCUGUAAAGGGCUUUUUAUUAUCGUUUCUACUAAGCACUCUUCUGUCAGUUCUUUGUAAACAGGAAACUGCGAAUGCAACUGACAAACAAAUACUCAGAUCAAAAGAAUGUGAAGCAAUUUCUCUAAUGAAGAGAAAGGGCAGGUGAUUAUUUGUCAGUGUUUCUUGUUUUCUACAUAAUGUGAAAUGCUGAGAUGGGAGGAAGGAUUUUUAUGAACAUUCAAAAUAAAACAGCUUUGGCUAAGUUGCUGUGGUCUGGUGCUGUGUGCUGGUGAAUUUUGUUGGCUGAGAGAAUGUGACAAAAAUUAGUUCCUUGUCUGUUUUCCAGAGCAGAAUCUGUUGGCAGGGCUUGGCAAUACUUUAUACAGCCAAAGCUGCCCUUCCUAUCCUUGUUUCAGGAAGUUUCAACUCCACAGAGGUGGAGGAGUAUAAAAAGGGUAAGGCAGAGAGGCAACACAUGCAGCAUCUGUGUUAGGUAUUAUUCAUGGACUUAAGACAGGCAGAGAUUAGAGGUAUGACUGAACAACUUAAGGGUUUUAAAUCAUAACAAGCUACUGGGCCUGUCACAUACAUUUGCUCUGAAAUAUUGUCUAUUCUUUUGCCUGCUGAUGUCCUUGUCUUGCCCUAACCUUGAAUGCUCAGCUCCACAAGCCAGGAAUGCUAUAUCUGUAAAUUGCCAGGCCUAACACAAUUGCAGUCCAUGGUUAGGGUUUCUGAUGUUGCUGUGGAAAUAAAUCAUGAAACCAACUAAUAUAUGUUGGUCCCUCUUUUUAGCUUUUAAUUCUGGAGAGAGGAAAAAAGCCAUAAGCUUCUCUAACAAAGCACAAAAUGGUUGGGUAGUAGGGUGAAAGACAUUCCAAAAAUACCCAAUUUUUUAUUUUCUCAGAUAGAAAAGCUUUGCUUUUUCAGUUUAGCAGCUGUACAAUAUUAAAAGUUGUCAUUUCAAGUUUAUUUUUAAAUACAGACUAAGCUUAAUCUAAACUGCAGAUCUAAUCUCAAAGAGGGGCUGCUAUCGAGGUUGUUCCUGGGUAGGAAGAGUUGCAACAGCUUUCUCACCUCACCUUCAGCUGAGCAGCGUGGUCACAGUUGUGUGAGUGCUGAGUCUGGGUGCUGAGCAUGGGGACAUCACAGCUUGUUCCUGGGACACCAUAACCAGUGUCCUGGCACAGCAAUGGCUACCCUAGUUAAGACACAUACAUACCAGGUAGGACAUCUAGAUAGGUAUAAGCAUAUUCAAAGGAUAAAUUUUGGCCAAAAUAAUGCAGUUCCUGUGUUUGUAUUUGUGACCACAUUUUCUCAACAGAGUCAAGCAUGCUCCCUUCUAGGUGAGACUAUUCAUGGUUGGAUUCCCUUCCCCAAAGCAAGAAUUCUCCCACUUCUGUGCAGAUCAUUUUUUAUUUUCCUAUUUGUUGAAAGCUUUCUCUUUUUCUGAUGAGUGAAAUCUGAAGUUAAAUGAUCUGUUACAAAAGUAGGCUCUAGUUCCAUUUCCCACCCCUGCUUCCAGUAUUUCUGAGCCCAGCGUUUUCUGCCAUUAGCAGUGGCAGAACUGCAAAAAAAGCCCCACUCCUUAUCGGUUGCACUGCACUCUGAUUGCUUUCAGGAAACUGAAGGCAGCCAGCUCUGUGAAAUGUGUGUGCCUGGGGAACUUCCACUCCAGCAAUUUGCCUUGUAAAUUACCCUGGCACCAUCUAUGGAUAUCACCUCACUUUACACACAGUUCUGGAAUAGUAGGUCAGUCCUACCCGGAUCCUCAGUGUACACAUAAAUUCAUAUUUCAAAAUAAAAGAAAACAGCUUUUUAAAAAGGGAAAUGCAUAGGCAUUUCUCUGAUGUGUUUCCUGCAUGGACACUCAACACUAAACAACUUUCUCUUAGGUAUUCCUUCCUCUCAGAAAAUUUUUUUGUACAAUGAAGGACAAAGUGUAUUGCUAAUUCAUAAUUAAGCAUGACAGCUAACAGAGCCAAAAUAUUCCUCCCUGCAUACAGAAGUUCCUUGAGAGCUUUGUUGGAAUUGGCUUAUUCAUUUUUGCAUGUUUUACCUCUCUAUAAUAAAUAGGAACUUCCUUUAAAAGGUAUACACUGUUGCUUUAAUUGUUACAAAACAGCUAUCCUCCCUCAUAGCUCUUUUUGAGCCUUUCUGAUUUUUCCUCUCUUUUUCUUUUCAUUUUCUUUUUAUUUUCCUCUUUUUUUUUCUUUUCCUUCCUAUUUUCUUCUUUUUCCCCUAUUUUUUCUGACCAUGCUCUAGACCAACUUUUUGCUAUGCUCACCACAGCUCAGCAGGUUUGGCUGAUAGCUGAGUGGGAUUUUACAUAAGUGUUAAAGUAGAGCAAAUGACACUUGGGCUGCUGGUGAGAGACUGGCUGAGGAAUCAGAUUUAGAAACUACAGCACUUGUGUGGACAACUUUUGGUUACUUUAGGGGGUGACCUCUUUUUCUGUCAUUACAACCAAAAACAAAAACUAUUUUUGGAACACUUAACAUCAAGAACCCUAAAACUGAAGCAUAAAAGAACCCUGCAAAGAAUGGCAUCCAGGAAAUUAUUCAAACAAGGAGUGAAAACUAGACAGAAGUAUUUACCCUGCAAAUAUUAAUUUAUUGGCUGUAAAUAUAUUCAUUGAUUUUACAGUCUAAUGUGGCUAUGUCUCGUGCACAAAUAAAUGUGUUUGAUUAGAGUCAGUAUGCAGUGCUGAGAGUGAGUUUCCCAUGGCACAGCUUUGCCAGAUGACAGUGUUGUUACUCCAACUCUCAGCUCAGGAAAUCACACAGCCAGUUAACUGACUUCAAUCUUAUCCAUUUCACCUGCCUUUAAACGUCACUGAAAUGGUAUGUGAGCUUAUUAAUUGCAUUUUUAAAAUACAUUUUUAAGAUAUUCUGAGAAGUAAAUGAUAAUAAAACAAUGAAAACUGGUCUGUCUAUAAUUUACAGAACCUAUCCAGUGUGUCACUGAGCAGCACACAGUGCUUGUAUGAACUCCUCUUCUGCCUGAGCCCCACCAGUGCCUGUUUAGUCUGCUCUUUUUUGACUUUUUCUGCUAAGCAAUGUAGUAAUUGCAUCAUCUGCUCACUAGACGUAAAUAAAUUCACUGUGUAUUGCAGAAUUGAAAUGAUCUUUAAAAACUGUUAACCAGACACAGAAAAUUUUGAAAACAAGUGCAAAGUAAAUGAAGUGUGUUUAUGCUUGAAGUUCAAUAGAUUGUCCAGGACACUGGAAAAUUCAGGGAGUUUGAUAAUUUUAUCUCAACGUGGAAAAUGAAAUGUUUGUUUAUUGUUCAAAUGUUAUUCUCUUGCUAAGAGGAAAAUAAAUUGCUUUUCAUAUUGCUGCCAAGAAACCAGAAAAAUAACAAGUUCAUAAUUUCAGGUUGUUUUCUUUCUCCUCUGCUUCUUCCAUCCAGAUACAUAACAGAUUUGUGGAAAUUGUCAAAGUCCUUCUUGUGUAGCUUUCUGCACCUUUAG
This is a messenger RNA of Passer domesticus (house sparrow), 6777 nucleotides long. RefSeq lists its product as uncharacterized. The record is from RefSeq and is a predicted model, not a curated record. Bases 636 to 1256 code for a protein of 206 amino acids. The transcript is spliced from 6 exons. NCBI's taxonomy places the organism in Eukaryota, Metazoa, Chordata, Aves, Passeriformes, Passeridae.